Molecule: messenger RNA, 277 nt
Organism: Aspergillus welwitschiae
Lineage: Eukaryota; Fungi; Ascomycota; Eurotiomycetes; Eurotiales; Aspergillaceae
Exons: 1
Coding region: 86-259 (57 amino acids)
Source: RefSeq, a predicted model, not a curated record
CUGCCUUUCUGUCCGGCGCAGGCCCGGGGCGUACCUUGUUGUAUGUAAGUAGUAUACUAUACUACCCUCGUAUGUACCUUGUAUCAUGAUACAACGACCAUACGGUAGCGUCCUAUCAGCAAUGUUUCAUUUACCCUUUCGACAGACAAACGACGGCCUGACGAGGAUGCAGCCAAGCUGUGAAGUAAGGGUAGUUAGUGGCUGUUCCUCGCAUGCGCGAUGCAGCAAAGGCGGGCAGGCAUGUAUCAUUGAGCAAUGACAACAACUUUAGUUAGCU